Parus major (Great Tit) is the source of this 3630-nucleotide messenger RNA. It is a transcript of the gene CSGALNACT1, whose product is annotated as chondroitin sulfate N-acetylgalactosaminyltransferase 1. The transcript has 11 exons. Gene Ontology annotation, molecular function: glucuronosyl-N-acetylgalactosaminyl-proteoglycan 4-beta-N-acetylgalactosaminyltransferase activity. Bases 836 to 2428 code for a protein of 530 amino acids. NCBI's taxonomy places the organism in Eukaryota, Metazoa, Chordata, Aves, Passeriformes, Paridae. The record is from RefSeq and is a predicted model, not a curated record. Gene Ontology annotation, cellular component: Golgi cisterna membrane.
UUAAAGCUUGUGGAUAUUUCUUCCCCCUCGGGGAAAGCUUAUAUGAGGAUUUUCUUUUUUAACAGUUCAUUCCGUGAAACCAUUUUUUUUUUAACUUGAUUGCUGUUAGAAAAUGUUGGAGCUGAACAUAAGGCUUUCAGUGCAGAUUGCUAUCAAGGAAACUAAGAGAGGAUGUAGGCAUAUUGUUAAUGUCUCUCUUCAGGCUGUAUUUGAGACAGGUUUCCAUGUGGAGAGAAACAAAGACUCAGUAGCAUGAAGCUUCAUCUCAUAAGGAAAUUUCUUUUCUUCAAGUAUUCUGGAGGCCAACAUUUUUAGUGCAUCCAUAGGAAGCGUCUCCACUACAGCCUUUCACCACACGAGAGACAGACUGAAGAUGUAGGCAGCUGACAAAUGUGAAAGCAAUGAAGAGGUGUUCUGAGGUUGACAGCGCUUUUCAUAGUACACGCAUUUGCUGGGAAAGGCAUAAGAAGGGAGAUAAACAGGCGAUGAUUUUGGCAAACUGAGAAGAAGCUGUAGCAGACCAAGAUGUUCCAAAGAGAAGAUCACAUCAAAAAGGCUCCAUCUGCCACGGUCUGAUCACAUUGCAGCAACAUAGGUGUUGCCAUGAGGAUCAGGAGGUGUCCUGUCUGCUUCAUAACUUGUCUUCUGGUUCUGCUGGGUAUACACCAUAGAGAGCUCCAUAUAGAGGCAGAGCAUACAUUUCAACACAGCUGACAAACCAGUUCCUGCACAUACAUGCAUCUGUGUAAGACUACUCCAAGAUCAGAGGCCUCUGUGGCACUGCAUGUAUAUAAGAACUGGUGCAUGUGUGUAGUUAGACUCUGCUUUUUGAGAUAUGAUGGUCCGACGCGGAUUUAUUCUAUUUCUUCCCCGACUUGUAGGCCUGCUGGUGGUGGCCUGUUGCUCAAUGUCUAUCGUUUAUAUGUUGGCUUGCACACCCAAGGGUGACAACCAGCAGCUUGCCUUGCCCAGGGUGCACAGUCCGACCGUGAAGGAGGGAUAUGAAGCCAUUCUGCAAGAGCGAGAAGAGCAACACCGUAAUUAUGUCAUCAGCUUGAAGAAACAAAUUGCCCAGUUGAAGGCUGAGCUCCAGGGCAGGACUGAGCAGCUUAAGGACAUGCAGAACCAGUACCCAGACUCCUUGGACAUUCAGCUUGACCACAGUAAACCAGAGAAGGCCCAAGCCAAUCUGUUGGCUUUCCUCCGUUCCCAAGUAGACAAAGCAGAGGUGCACAGCGGUGUUAAGCUGUCCACAGAGUAUGCAGCGGUGCCCUUUGAGAGCUUCACCCUCCAGAAGGUGUACCAGCUGGAGACAGGGCUGACACGGCACCCAGAGGAGAAACCCGUCAGGAAGGACAAGCGAGAUGAGUUGAUAGAGGUGAUCGAGUUAGCAGUGGGGAGCUUGAACAAGCCAGAUGGGGUCAGCAAAGCAAAACCCCAUGUAUACACUGCCUCCGACUUUGUUGAAGGGAUCUACCGCACAGAAAAGAAUAAAGGCACAUUGUAUGAGCUGACUUUCAAAGGAGAUGUAAAACAUCAGUUCAAGAAGAUUGUUUUAUUCCGGCCAUUUGGUCCUGUAAUGAAAGUGAAAAAUGAAAAUAUCAAUAUGGCUGACACACUUAUUAAUGUCAUUGUGCCAUUGGCCAAGAGAGCCAGCAAAUUUCGACAAUUCAUGCAGAACUUCAGGGAAAUGGGCAUUCAACAGGAUGGGAGAAUUCACCUCACUGUAGUUUACUUUGGAAAGGAACAAAUGAAUGAAGUCAAAUCAAUACUUGAAAAUACCUCUAAGUCAGCCAACUUCAAGAACUUUACCUUCAUCCAGUUGAAUGAAGAGUUUUCCAGGGGCAAAGGAUUAGAUGUUGGUGCUCGAUUUUGGAAAGGAAACAAUGUUGUUCUCUUUUUUUGUGAUGUGGACAUAUAUUUCACAGCCGAAUUCUUGAACUCCUGUAGACUGAACACACAGCCAGGGAAGAAGGUAUUUUAUCCUGUUCUCUUCAGCCAGUAUAACCCCAGUAUAAUUUAUGGUCACCAUGAUUCCAUCCCAUCUUUAGAACAGCAGCUGAUUAUUAAAAAAGAAACUGGAUUUUGGAGAGACUUUGGUUUUGGGAUGACUUGCCAGUACAGAUCUGAUUUUAUCAAUAUAGGUGGCUUUGACCUGGACAUUAAAGGCUGGGGUGGUGAAGAUGUGCAUCUGUACCGCAAGUACCUUCACAGCAACCUCAUGGUGAUCCGAACGCCUGUCAGGGGUCUCUUCCAUCUGUGGCAUGAAAAGCAGUGUCUGGAUGAGCUGACUCCAGAGCAGUACAAAAUGUGCAUGCAGUCCAAGGCCAUGAAUGAGGCUUCUCAUGGCCAGCUUGGGAUGCUUGUUUUCAAGGAAGAGAUUGAGACACACCUUCAUAGACAGAAAUUGAGCAGUAAGAAGACCUGAAUCCACAAAGGCAGGUUAAAAGCCUCUGAACUGGACUUAAGGGUGUUUUGGAAAAGAGGUUUUAACUGGAAAAGUUGGGAUGAGACUGAAAGAGGAUGGAGAUUCCAGCAGGAUGGUAGCAAAAGAAGAGGGAAAGCAUCUAUCCUCCCUAGUUUUGUUUUUAUUCUAAUAGGGCUUUUAAGUACUCCAUUAUCCUGACUGUUCAGCACUUGCUUCUGGAGAAGACUUGAAGACUUGAGGAGAUUCAAGGUCACAUCACAGAGACAAUGAACAUUAUGUGGUACUAUGUGACCAGUGUCGUAUUCACACUAACAAAUGCAUGUGCUUUUUCUUUGAAAUGUUUGUAAGAUGUGUACAGUUAUUUAAAGGACUGACCUUUUGGUGGGCCGAUAUUCAGGAGUUAUUUUCUACAUUUAACUUGACAUAUCUAAAAAGGGCUAUUUUUGACUAAGUACAGAGACUCCUGCUCUGAGAAGGACAUCUGAUUGUUAACCAUGGUAAAGCUGGAGUGACCAAAAAUACUUUUCCUUUAAGGGGCUGGGAGGGGGGAAACAGCAGCAGUGCAUUAACAGGCCACUCCCAGUUCAUCCAGCGAAAGAGGUUUCUCAGAAAGUGCUUUCUAAACUUAAGAAAGAGGAAACCUUACUGGUCAAGUGUGAUGGUUGAAAAACACUAGAGGGUACUGUUUGUUCUUCUCUGUGUUCAGUGAACCAAAAGCAAUGAGCCACAUCUGUAUCAUGUGAAUAAGUUAGUGUUAGUGUUAUUUCUGCUUUAGAAUGCUGUAUGUAUUUCAAGAUUUAUUUUUAAAUGAAAUUUGUUUGCCUUGGGAAUUAUUUUGCUAUACUUCAGGUUUUCUACUUUUCUAGCCUUAGUAGGAAAUAGUACAGCCUUCCAAUGCUUGGAAAAUUCUCUGCAGAUCUGUGUUUCUGUGGAUGGGAACUGGGUUCAGAUAAAUGAUUUUUCUACACAACCUGGGCACUGGAAGGCAGAAGCUUUAUCAUGCUGAAGAAAAGGAAAUACAUAUCAACUUGCAGUACUGAUUUAGUAGGAGGCUUUAAACUCCAAAUGCCAGAUACCAACAGUGAUGAACAUUUUCUGGUUUUAUACCAAAGUAUUUCUUCUAAACCAAAUACAGAGUCUUGCCCAGGGUAUGGAAAGUUUUUUGUAAUUAACAAAAUAAAUUUUUGUGAUGGACUACUGGA